GCGACGCAGCAACGCACGACAAUGCAAUCAAGCGACUAUACUCGACAUGGAGAUCAAAAACUUGUACCCAAAAUUAUUUUGAAAUAGUUCAGAACAGUUUAGAUGAACAUCAGUGAGCUUUCGGAUUGGUCGUGUUUUUUGGAGCUUACCUUGUAUCCGAGCGAUCCCAGUAAAAUCAAAGUAGUAAACACUGCAAGCAACUGGAUUUUUCCCCAAGUAUAGAACAGCCAAUAAAUGUGAAAAUAUGCAAGUGAAAAAAAUUUUGAAGUCCCAGAUUUUCAGAGAAGAAAAUUCUUUUGAAAUGUUACAAACAGUGAACAGUGAAAGUUAGACCGUUUCGAAAAUAAGGCGAUUGAAACUGUUCAAAAAUUACUGAUGUGGCAUACUAAAAGUCACAAUGCUGUUGUAGGAUCUCAAACAAUGAAGUUGAUUUUCAAAAAUAAAAGUGCUAUAAAAAAUCUUGUCUUCAAUUCGAACAUUUCGAACGCAUAAACAAAUGUGAAAACAAAUAGAAGUACUUAAAACGAAGAGCAAACUUGUUGAAUUCAGAAGUGCUUAAAAGUGAAAGUCUCAAAACUUGAAUUUAGUGAAUCUAAGUUAUUCGAUAGUGUCAGCUAGUGAAGCACACCGAGCGAUUAAUCGGGACGUACAGAGUAGUAAAACCAUUAACGAUUUGGAUAUCACGGGCGAAGAUGCCAAUUGAAGCGGAAAAUUCGUCAAGUGAAGAGCUGCAAUUUAUUUAAAUUUAUGAAAAAUAUAUCUACACAAAUAUAAACAUAAAACGCAAAUAGUCAAGUAAACUUCCCAAAUAGUCAAACUUAAGGGAAAGUACAAGCAAACGCAAAACUUAGAGAAGACGGUUCUUAACAACCAUAAAAACUACAACAACAACAUAACAUUACAAUUAUAUCUACAACUACAACUAAGAGAAAACAAUUGCAAUCAGUUGGAGAAAAAUAAUUAAUUUCAAAAUAAUAGCAGUCACAGCAACAAGAAUAACAACAACAGCAUAUCCAUAAGAGUGAAAGCAAGUCUUUGGGGACGCUUUCAACAGCGCCAACGCAACACCCACACAUACACGGACACGGAAACGGAAACGGACACAGUCAAGCCAGUCGCGAAGAUGGACGAAACACAGCAUUUCUGUUUGCGCUGGAACAACUACCAAAGCAGCAUAACGUCGGCGUUUGAGAACCUGCGCGAUGACGAAGACUUCGUCGAUGUGACACUGGCGUGCGAGGGGCGCAGCAUCAAAGCGCAUCGCGUCGUCCUGUCGGCGUGCAGCCCAUAUUUUCGCGAUUUACUCAAGAGUACACCUUGCAAGCAUCCGGUGAUCCUGCUCCAGGAUGUCAACUUUCUCGAUCUACACUCGUUGGUGGAAUUCAUAUAUCACGGUGAGGUGAACGUGCAUCAAAAGUCUUUGCAGUCCUUCCUAAAGACGGCAGAGGUACUUCGAGUCUCGGGUCUCACUCAACAGCAGGCCGAGGAAACCCAUAGUCAAUUAGCUCAAAUACAAAAUCUGGCGAAUGCCGCUAAUGCCACACGCACUCCACUUAACUCACACCACACAUUGCUCGAUGAGCCGCCGCUAUAUCCACGCAACAGCGGCUCACCACCGCCACCCCCACCAUCCCAACAGCUGCCAUUGGCAUCCACACACAUCAACAGCCAGUUGUUUAAGCGCAGCAUGGCCAUGCUACGUCGCGAGAGGAACAACUCCACACCAUCGGCCGAGGACUCGAAUAAUGCCAUGAAACGCCUGCGAGGACCCGACAACGGUUUGCCGUCUAGCAACAACAACAGUCCCGAAAUAGUACAUCAACGCAGCGCAUCACCCCAAUUGACACCGGCCGAUUUCUCAACCAUCAAGCACAACAAUAACAACACACCGCCGCUGAAGGAAGACAAACGUAAUGGACCAUCUGGUAAUAACGGCAAUAGUGGCAAUGGCAACUCGGACACUGGCAACGGAAACGGUAUCGCAAAUAAUGACAAAGUAGGUAGUAGCUUAACUUCCUCACCGCUUACACGCACCGUCGACGAUGUCAAAUCGGAACCCAUGGAACUAGUAUGCUCGAAUAACAAUCCGACAGUAGUCGAUGAGCACAGUAACGACUCCACCGGUGAGCAUGAAGCGAACCGAUCAAGCAGCGGCGAUGGCGGCAAAGGUUCUUUGAGUUCGGGAAACGAUGAGGAGAUUGAUAACAACAUGCCAACACAUCCUCCACCCCCAUAUCUGAUGUCACCGGCAGAGAGCAAAUUAUUUUCACCGGCCGCCUUCAAUUUUCCCAUGAGCGGUCUAGAUCCUGCCACGUUAGCUGGUUUUAACUCGCAACUACAGUCAGCCGCCGAAAUAUCAGUUUCUCCGCAAGCCUCAAGUAUCUGUGGCCUUAACCUCACUACUUUCACCGCCAACUGCAGUGUCUCGAACAACGGCAAUGGCAGCGGUGGCGCCAAUUGCAGCAGCAACAGUGCCAGCGGCAGCACCUCGAGCAACAAUACAUCCAACAUCUUGCCCGCCGCACUCAUGCAGGCCAAUUCCCAGCACCAGCACCAGCACCAUCAUCACCACCACCACCAUCAGCAGCAGCAGCAUCAACACGGCCAGAACUCUGGGAGCAAUACCGGCAAUGGCUGCAACAAUGGCAACGGCGGCCUUAGCAACGCCACCAGCGCCGUCCAGCAGUCGCAAAUGUUUGUCGCCGCCGCUGCAGCUGCCGCUAUGGCCAACAUGGCGGCAGCGUCCAGCAGCGCGGCUGCCAACACCUCCGCCGGUAGUCUGAACACUUCGGGCGUCGGAGGCGGCGGCGGUGGCGGCGCUGACGAAUUUCGCUGCGAUCCGUGCAACAAGAAUCUGUCAUCUCUAACCCGCCUCAAGCGCCACAUACAGAACGUGCACAUGCGUCCGACCAAAGAACCCGUCUGCAACAUCUGCAAGCGUGUCUACAGCUCGUUGAACAGUCUACGCAAUCACAAGAGCAUCUACCAUCGCAACCUGAAACAGCCGAAGCAGGAGACCAUCGGCGGCGCUGAUAUGGCCCAGUCACCGGGCUUAGCCAGCGUGGCCGUGAUGCAUAACUCCUACUAUGCGCCGGUCAACCAUCGUGGAAGCACCAACCUGCUUGGCGGCGUUAUAAUACCCGGUGGCAGUCCCAAUACAAGUAGUAGUAGCAACCAAAAACUGCAACAUGAACAUCUCCACCAUUCCACCACUACCACCACUACCACAACCACAGCCACCACAAGCUCCGCUCAUCAGUUCCACCACCACCAUCAUCAGCAGCAACAACAUCACCAACACCUUCAUCAUCACCACCAACAACCGGAAGCAUCAUCUCCGCACCACCAACAGCAAUUGCUUCCCCAGCAUUUGCGCGGUGACCGAGACUCAGACCGUUCGAACACCGACUGCAGCCCGCACUCGCCAAUCCACCGAAUGCCGAAGCGACCAGCCAGUGAGCAGCCACAUCACACACAAUCCCACCUCUCGACGGCAUCCUCCCCGUCAGAUGUGAUUGCGUCCACACCACCGCCAUUGCCAGCACCACAGCACAUGAAACCACCUUCACCGCAUCACUCCCACCAGCAUCCGCAUUUUGGCCAUCAACAGCUGCCACUAGGCAUGUUGCCAUCGCACCAUCUACACGCACAUCACGAACUAAGCGCGUCCUCGCACCACCACCAUCACUUGUCGCGCACCGGUUCACCUCUGGACCAUCACCAUCUACUACACCACCGCCGCUCCUCGCUCUCACCCUCGCCCACCGGUCGCGGUUCAGGCGGAUCCGCAGCAGGCAUACUCUCGUCGACGCGUGGAGGUGAUAUGGUGGGCGGAAGCAGUCGGCUGCUACUACCGCUGCCACUAAACGCCUGCCACCGCUGCGACGUAUGCGGCAAAUUGCUCAGCACAAAGUUGACGCUGAAGCGGCACAAGGAACAACAACAUUUGCAGCCGCUCAACAAUGCCGUUUGCAAUUUAUGCCACAAAGUCUUUCGCACGUUGAAUAGCCUCAACAACCACAAGAGCAUCUAUCAUCGCCGUCAGAAGAACCACCACUCCUACUUUCAUCACAGCGCGGUGGGCGGCGGUGUGAGCGGCAGUCCUAGUAGCCGACUGCAUCAGUCGCUCAGCUCGCUGAGUGCCGCAGCAGUUGCCAAUAAUAGCGUCGGAGCGGGUGGCAACGGCAACGCAGUGGCAGCAGCAGCAGCGGCCGCUGCCGCAGCAGCCGAGUUAUUACUCUCGCCAAUAGUAGGCGCAGCAGCGGUGGCAGGUGGGGGCAGCGCCGGACCCGGAGUGCAGCUCUCACAUGGUGGCCAGCAACAGUCCUCACCCAAUAUGGUGAAGCCCUGCAUGGACUUCUUAUAAGAUCAACAUCAUCUGCUGCAGCAGCUCUUCCAUGUUGCUCUGAACGCUCCACAGCCGCCACCACCACCUUCGCUGUCUGCAAGCAUGAGUCCCUUGUCCGCCAUGGGGCAAGGUCCAAUGCCAGUUACAUCAAUGGUUGAUUUACAGUAUGGCCAUCAACUGCCGCCAACCGUAGACCUAACACAGAUGGAUCAUUACGGCGGAGCUGGCAGGAACAGCGACGGCAGUGGUGGUGUAGACCGAGGAGGGGACCAUUAUGAGCGCAUUAAUCUAUUAGAGCACUAAGUAGCGCCCCAAAGCAGUAGAUCAAAUUGUUCUACGGAAACUAAACCUAUUACCGACAACCAACUAAACCGACCGUACCGAUCACGUGAUCGGAAAAAAAUGAGCAAUAAAAACAAAACUCGAAACAAAAUGUUACCAAAAAAGUGAAAAUAGAGCUGAGGCUCCCACUAAAAAGUUCUAAGCGCAGUGAGAGACCGACCGACCCUCCCACAGUGAAACGAGCUAAAGAUUUUAGUAUGAAAAAAAUAACGGAACACAAAAAAAACUCAGAAAUAUGCAAAAAAAAAAACAUUGAUAAAGGAAUUAACUAAAACAACUGAAUUGAAAAAAGCAAGAAUGCAAAACUGUGAUUUUUUACAUCUCUUUUUUGAGUUUAUGAACAAAAUAUUAAGAUAUAAUUUUUCGAUGUACAACAUCAAGGACUCUUAUAUGUAAGCGAAUGCACUGUGGACAUAUACAUAUUAAUUUAAUUUAAGCUAGAGAUAACGGUUUGGUCCAGAUCCCUAAGGCACGGAGUACUGCACACACGCACUCUGAUAAGGACUAAGCGGACAUUAGGUAUUGAUAAUGGUGGGACGUGACUUUUAGAAGUCCCUCUCUGCUCUUUCAUACCGAAACUUCAUAAAACAAACAAAUACAAAACUGUGUGAAUAUCAGGGGUUGGGCGAAGAUUGAAGCCUGUUAGAGCAAUUUUAUUUUGUUUUCGAAUUCUGAUUUUGAUUAUUGAACAUAUUGUUGGCGCACAGUUUUUGGGAUUUCAACUUGGCGCGCUCAGAGCAGUUGGACACACACACACAAAGGCAUGUGUUUCGAAUUCGAACCCAAAGCAAACUACUUUAAUACAAUGACAUAAACAGCAACAACUAGCAACAUACACACACACACAGAAACACUAAAACAUACACACAUACAUACAUAUGUAGGUAGAAUGAUAAUAUUGAGAUGUGCAAUUUUUAUUUGUUGACAAUACAAAUUUAUUUAGUGUUAGUACUAUGUUUUCUCGUUAUAUACACAUACAUACAUACAUAUAUAACUUUAUGUGUAUAUAUAUUGAUGUACUAAUUAAUGUGUGUGAAGGGGGAAAAAGGAAUUAAUGCAAGCAAAUAGUGAUUAAAUACGGCCGUUACCAGUUAACCAACAUGACCCACGAGCUGCACAAAGCACCACCCACACACAUAUAUACAAACAUACAUACAUACGCAUUUCGAAUGCGAACUUUUCAAUGGACUCAUUUCGGUAUAGAUAAAUGUACAUAUGUAAAGCUCUUGCAACAACAACAAUUGUUACUGCAAAUGUAUAGGAAUAUGACUUGUAAUAGUUUCGCAUCUCCUUAAUGUUACAAAUACAUACGUACAUGCCUGCGCAUAUAUGUGACGGCCACUGUAAAAACUAUAUGUAUACAAACAUACAUUUAUAAAAUUCUUCAUAUAGCCAAUAACAUUUAAGCGUUUACCUACUCACACAUACAACUGUAUAUAUACACAUGCAACGACGCAUAUGUGUGUGGCUAUGCGGAAUAUUCAAGAUUCGCAUGCAGAGCAUAGGAUUUUCGAAGUUUUAAACUAAUUAGGCUAAGGAUAGGUAGGGAGGGCAUCUGCUGUUCGGUAAGCACUCAUACAUAUUUACACACACACACACACACGUAGUUAUAUAAAGAACUAAAGGAGUAGAACUACUCCUUUGUACAUAGGCGAUAAUUAGAUGGUAUGUACACGCAUACAUAUGUACAUAACUGUGUAUAAAUAUUAGCAACUUUAUUUGUUUUAUGUUCUUGAAGACGUUUUCGAAAAUUGGAGUAUUAAAACAAAUAUUUUUUUAACAAUUUUACAAUUCAUGGAGAAAUCAUUAUAUCACAAGGGCCUUUUUCGUCACUUUUUUCGUGCUUUUUUGACGGAACUCAAAAGUUUUGAAUUGACUCAGAAAUUUUAAUUUUAUAAGAUCCGAUGGCAGAGUAGUUAUUGUCGAUAAAAAAUUUUUACUAUUUGGGAUAAGGCAGUUUCAUGUCAGCGGAAGCAAGAACUGAUAGAUUUAGGCAAAUUAUAAAAACAGAUUUAAAUCUCGAGCAAAAAUUAUUAUUUUUUAGUUCUGCUCUUGGGCAAAUUGGUAUACUUGUACAUACACUUUUUUGGUAUAUGUAUGUAUAGAACUCUAUCGGUAUUGUGAAAUUUAUGACUAAAAAUUGUGAUUCGUGAUUGAUUGGCAUGAAGGGCAUGUGGAGUGUGUUUGACACACAAACACAUGCUUAUAUUGAAUCAAAAUUUUUGCGCUUAGCUAUAGAAAUUCGAGAAAAUGAAGAAAGUAAUCUAACAAUUUUCAUUUCAUUUAAAGAAGACUGAGAAUUGGCAUUUCGAAAGAAGUAAAAUUUAAAAACCAAAAAUUAUUUCACAAAAUUUUUUUUAUUUUGUUUAUGAAAUUGUAUAAUUUGAGCGAAAUAAUAAAAAGAAAUCGCUCGUAAAUAAUAUUUGAUACUUAUGUUAUAUUUUGAAGGCACAUUUUAGAAGCAAAACAAAAUGUGCAAAAUUGACAAUUUUAUGAAAAUUUACUUGAAAUUUUAGUCGAACUCGAAAUUGGGUAAAUAUCCAUGUAUUAAGUAAGCAAAUGAAAUUGCAGAAAAAAUUGGGGUUUUAUAUUUAAUUUUCGAACUAAAUUUUAGGAAAAAAAUACUAGGCAUAUUCUUGGAGGUGAAAGUCUGUUUUAUUGUAACACUUUGAUACCAAAUUUUAUUAUUUACACAAAAUCAAAUAUAUGUAUGUUUUUAUUUUUACUAAAUUUAGUUUUUUUAUUAUUACCUUUGAUUUACCACCUUUAUCAUGGCACUGGCCUGAACGGCAGCGCUGUGAGGAGUUCAAAACUUUUUUAUGCUUUAUGUACGGUAUUUCUCGUUUAUAUUUACACACGCACACACAUUAGAUUUUAUAUAGUUGACAACUGAAAAGUCCACAUACGAUAUGCGAGUAAGUGUUUCGAUCCGCACGCAUACCUAUUUAUGGGGUACCGUUAACAUUAUUUCAGCAUUUCUCAUUAGAUAUGCGUAUAUACUUAGUUUGAACUAAAGUGCUUUACUAACACACUUACGAAUUAAAUUCACUAAUAAAUAUAGUUUAGAAAAUUAAUGUUUUAUAUAAUAUACUUUACAUACAUACAUAAAUACAUACAUACGAGUAUAAUCAUUAUGCGUUUGUGCAUAUGAAGGAGUAGGAAAGGCAAGAAACUGAUUUUGUAAAUGAGAAAAGUGUAUGAGAACGAUAUAUAAUAUCCAUUAAAUAGCAAAUAGAAUUUUAUAAAACUUGUAAAAAAGUGUAUGUAAUGAAACGAAUACAUAAAUAUAUGUAUAUACAUACAUAUAUAUAUGUAUAUAUGAUGAAUAUGUAUAUGAUAAAAAUGUAAACCUAAAACUUGUACACAAAAGUCUCCAGAGCGUGACAAAAGCAAAAUAAAGUUUAUAGUUCAUUACACAUGUAAGUAACGUAUGUAAGAGUAAUUUUAUUGUAAAUACUUUAAAUGCUUAUUGUAAUUAAAAGCAGAGAAAUAAUGUUCGUUUGUUAAUAUGAUUUUUUUAUUAUUAAAUGUCGUUUAUAAACAAAUUUAUAUACAAACCAAUACCAACAUACAUAGAUACAUAAUUACAUACAUACAUAUACUAUACACUUGUACGUUCAACGUUUCUCAACUUGUGUCCUUUAACGUUAAUUUUACACAUAAUACAACGCAAACGUGAGCCACUGUAGGAGAUUGAAACAAAUAAUAUAUGAACGAAACAUAAAGUACCACACCACCACACGGUGGUACCCAAACAAAAACCAAAUAGCUAUAAGACAAAUCCAUCAGAAGCAUCAGCCAACCGCCAUACAAACAUGCAAAUAUUCAUACAUAUAUACAAACACAUACCCACAAAGAUCCUGUCUGCGUCCUUCAGAUCCCAAAUCACCCAAACCCAAUUCCUUUCAGACUCACACCCGCACAAACACUUUCAUACUACAAGGUCUCCAUACACUCUCACAGCACCCCAAGUCCACCUGUCCAUCUCCAAUAAACUACUCACACAAACAUCAAGCUACUACUACUACUACAAUUACUACUGCAUACUAUAUAGCAUUAUGGAAAUAUUGAAUUCUUACAAUAAAAACAUAACAACUGUAAUCGAAACAAAAAAAUAGAA
Molecule: messenger RNA, 8810 nt
Organism: Bactrocera neohumeralis
Lineage: Eukaryota; Metazoa; Arthropoda; Insecta; Diptera; Tephritidae
Gene: br
Product: broad-complex core protein
Exons: 10
Coding region: 1124-4366 (1080 amino acids)
Biological process (GO): regulation of transcription by RNA polymerase II
Cellular component (GO): nucleus
Molecular function (GO): protein binding
Source: RefSeq, a predicted model, not a curated record